AUGCCUCACUCAUGCUUCUCGUUGUUGCCACAGGCAAUCCGUACCUCUCAAAAGAUGUAUCGCUGCUCUGGAGGCCAUGUGGUGGAAGCUUCUUCUAACACUAAUCCCUUGAAAAGUUAUGUAGUGCGCAAAAGUACACCAGGAUGGUUAGAAACACAACCUUUGGUUUCUGAGAAGUUACUCUACAGGCGCUUGUUGCCCGUUGAAGCUUUAGUAACUCCAACAGUUCAAGAUUUUUCUGAUACACCUCUUAUUGGCGAUGAUAAGAUUGGAGUGUUAUUGUUGAACCUCGGAGGUCCAGAGACUCUUGAAGAUGUGCAGCCUUUUUUGUUUAACCUUUUUGCUGACCCAGAUAUAAUACGACUACCAAGGUUAUUUAGCUUUCUUCAGAAGCCAUUGGCCAAAUUUGUAUCUGUUUUAAGAGCACCAAAGAGCAAAGAAGGCUAUGCUUCUAUCGGAGGUGGAUCUCCUCUUAGACGUAUAACUGAUGCACAGGCUGAAGAGUUGAGAAAAUCUCUUUGGGAAAAGAAUGUUCCAGCCAGAGUGUAUGUUGGCAUGCGAUAUUGGCAUCCAUUCACUGAAGAGGCUAUUGAACAGAUUAAAAGGGAUGGAAUAACAAAGCUUGUUGUGCUUCCACUUUAUCCACAAUUUUCAAUUUCAACCAGUGGUUCAAGUCUUCGUCUCUUAGAGAGUAUAUUCAGAGAGGAUGAAUAUCUAGUCAACAUGCAGCACACAGUAAUUCCUUCAUGGUACCAGCGUGAAGGAUACAUUAAUGCCAUGGCAAAUUUAAUUGAGAAAGAGCUACAAGGUUUUGACUGUCCUGAGAAGGUCAUGAUAUUCUUUAGUGCACAUGGGGUGCCUCUUGCUUAUGUUGAAGAGGCUGGUGAUCCAUACAAGGCAGAGAUGGAGGAAUGUGUUGAGUUAAUCAUGGAAGAGCUUGAAAAGAGAAAGAUAACUAAUGGAUACACCCUUGCUUAUCAGAGUAGAGUUGGACCUGUGGAAUGGUUAAAACCCUAUACAGACGAGACAAUAGUUGAACUUGGGAAAAAGGGUGUAAAAAGUCUGCUGGCUGUACCAAUUAGCUUUGUCAGCGAGCAUAUUGAAACUCUAGAAGAAAUUGAUGUUGAGUACAAAGAAUUGGCUCUCAAAUCUGGCAUAGAAAAAUGGGGCCGUGUUCCUGCUCUAGGAACUGAACCCACCUUCAUUUCAGAUUUGGCCGAUGCCGUAAUUGAGAGUCUCCCAUAUGUUGGUGCAAUGGCUGUUUCAAACCUUGAAGCUCGACAGUCUUUGGUUCCACUAGGCAGCGUAGAAGAGUUAUUGGCAGCAUAUGACACACAACGUAGGGAGUUGCCACCGCCAGUAAUUGUGUGGGAAUGGGGAUGGACCAAAAGUGCUGAAACUUGGAAUGGAAGAGCUGCCAUGCUUGCUGUGCUUCUUAUGUUGUUUUUAGAAGUCACCACUGGUGAGGGAUUUCUGCACCAGUGGGGAAUAUUGCCCUUGUUUAGGUGA
Messenger RNA from Sphenostylis stenocarpa, 1509 nucleotides. The record is from the annotation of a GenBank genome assembly. Lineage: Eukaryota; Viridiplantae; Streptophyta; Magnoliopsida; Fabales; Fabaceae.